AUGUCUGGUUCCCUUCCCCGUCAAAUGUGCCUGGCCGAUCCUGACAGCAGACCGCUAUUUCUUGAGCCGGGGAUAAAUGGAGGUAUUGAAUCGCAGGCCGCGAGGCUGUUCCCCUCGGCUUACCUGGAUAUGAGCCAACCGGUUGAAUCUACACGAGACCCAGGCCUCAAACCAAAACCGCGAAAGUUGAUUGUGUGCAUUGAUGGCACUUCCAAUCAGUUUUCGGAGAAGAACACCAACGUGGUCGAGCUCUAUAGCCGUAUAACCAAAGACUCGACACAGCUUACCUACUACAACAGCGGUGUUGGGACAUAUGCCCGUCCCUUCUGGUGGUCUUUUGCGUACCUGAAGCAACAGCUUGCAGGCAUUAUUGACUUGAUGAUUGCCUGGAAUUUCGACCAGGUUAUUAUUGGGGCCUAUCGUUGGUUGUCUGAUCACUACCAGCCGGGAGAUCAGAUAUUCUUGUUUGGCUUCUCGCGAGGCGCAUAUCAAGUUCGAACACUUGCGGGGAUGAUCCACACGGUCGGGCUCAUUUAUCCCGGAAAUCAAGAACAAAUCCCAUUUGCCUGGGCAAUAUAUUCUGGUGAUGAGCGAGACUCUGUAAAGAACAAGUUUAAAGAGGCUUUUUGUCGUAAAACGGUAGAUUUGCAUUUCGUCGGAGUUUGGGACACCGUUGCAUCUGUCGGAAUCCUUCCCAGGAAGCCGUUUCCUUUCUCCGACCAGGUCGAACAUAUUACCCACUUCCGUCAUGCCUUGGCACUCGAUGAAUGUCGAGUCAAGUUUCUCCCCGAACACGUUGAGGAGUUCUGUAUAGCCGAGCACUCACAGGAGUAUGUAUGGUUUGCAGGAACACAUUCGGACAUUGGCGGAGGAAAUAAGGCAAACCCUACUUUGGAUCGUGGAGGAGAACCACUCAAAUGGAUGAUGGAAGAAGCCCACGAAAAAGGUCUAUCCGUACGACUCCAUGAUGUCAAGAUCGGUAUUCCUCACGCCGAGGUGACUGAGUCCAUGGGAGUCUCCUCUUUGAUGGGAUUCUUUUAUAUGAUUCUUGAGUAUGCGCCAUUCUUAUGCUGGAAAGAGCAUCUUUCCAAUGGUGAAACUAGAUCGAGGUGGUGGUUUCACAAUAAGAGGGCUCGGGAGGUGCUUCCCUACCAAUCAAUUCACUGGACGGUCAAAGCAAGUCUCAACCAAGGUGAAAAUAAACCAAACACGGCAAACAAAACAUACAGCCCUAAAGCAGUACUCCUGGAUGGACAACUAACAGAAGAGGAAAAAAAGAAAGGUAUCCAGAAGACAAUUGAGUGGGGAAAGCUGCCUAUGGGCUACCAGACGGAAAGAAAACCAGCAUGCAUGGACAAUUAUCAAUUCACGCGCAUGGUGGACAUACUGAAAGAUGAAUGCGGACAUGCUGACGAAGUUUGGUUUGAGAGGCUGCAAAAGCAUGUUCUCGUGGAUAAUCCUGGUAAACCUGAUGCUAUAUGGGCGUACGGAGGACCGCAGUUCCUUGAUAGACUGUUCAAAACAUAUCCAGAUCAACAAGACACCGCAAAGAUAGCCCGUGCAAUCGUUGGCUUUGGUAAAGGAGGUGCUAUUGAAGUCGACCGGUUGCGGGACAUGAUCUUACCUCGCACUAUCCUGUUGCUCAAAAGCUGGGCUGAAGAUAACAUCAAUUCCAAUCCAUCCAAGCCAACUACCUGGGCUCGUAUCAAAGGCUGGCUUGGACUUUCAUCAAAAGAUGUGGAUGAGCCCAACUCUGUUGAUGCCCAAUGGAAUUGGGACCGGAUACCAAAGGAGGCUCGCUCAAUGGCUUUGGCACGCGAGGUUACCAACAUCUUGUCAGAUGUUACGGAAACAAGGACAUUCACUCAAAUCAUACAUGAUGCUAGUGAAACAAUUGCCUAUGGAAUCGCCGCAAUGUUUGACCAAUUGACUGGGGGCUUUGGUGCGCGAAUCGAAAGUGCAGCACCUUGGGAGAAGGAGAAAACGGUUCUUGCGGAGGGCGCUUUGAAUGUGAUAUCGUCUCUCUUCCGACUUGGUAACUAUGCCCCAAGGGAGGCCUUCCGUUGUGAGGGUAUCACGGUUUACAUUCGGCCACUGAUAUGCGCCAAAGAUAAGCACCCCGAGCUAUCUCUCCAAGCCAUGCGUACCACAGCGUUACUAAUGCAGGACCUCUAUUGCGGACAAAGUGUUGCCGACACCGAAAUAAUCCCAGAUCUAGUGAGAAUAAUGCGCGAUUAUAUGGCGGAGGAUGAUUCAGUAAAGCAACAACUUGCGAACGAGGCAUCUAUCACUUUGGCAACAGUGACUAAAGACUAUAUGUGCUGUCGAAAACUUGGGAAUGAUUCCGAGAGCAUGGAGAAAUUGUUUCAAGUCUUGAAAAAAGGGAAAUAUGUCAAAAACGUUCUACAAAUUGUCAAGAACGUUUCAGUUCACUUCUCCGACCUUGUGGAUGAACAUGAAGAUGGCUCAUUCACGCUUGUCAACCCCGCUUCUCAAUAG
Rhizoctonia solani is the source of this 2499-nucleotide messenger RNA. RefSeq lists its product as uncharacterized. The transcript has 19 exons. The record is from RefSeq and is a predicted model, not a curated record. The coding region runs from base 1 to 2499 and encodes 832 amino acids. Lineage: Eukaryota; Fungi; Basidiomycota; Agaricomycetes; Cantharellales; Ceratobasidiaceae.